AUGGAGCCCCCGCCCAGCAACACCCUUGGCUCCACACUACAAUCUCUCAAUAGCCACCUCGAGAAGGCAAGGUGGAACGUCGACGAGAUGAGAAAGCCUCUGGAUGCUUUGACUGCGACUAUAGACGGGCUACAGGGACAGACGAUGCAGAUUGCGCUCCUGGGAGAGGUUGGCACCAGACAAGAAAUAGCUGGUCUUCGCACCCAGAUCCGCAACCAGGACCAGAAGCACAAGGAUGGCAUCAAAGAAAUCCAAGGAAUCCUAGACGAUUUGUUGCAGAACCAGGUUGUUGAGCACAUGAGGAAAGAGGUCGAACAAGAAAUCAGCAACCAAAUUAAUGUUUUAGUCCAAGAGCAAGUCGCCGAAUGCCUCAAGGACCACAUUCCCCAGGCACUCCAGGUCGAGGUCGAGGAGAGCAAGCGCGAGCUUGAUCGGCUUAACACCGCCCUACACAACUCGGAGAGCCGACGGUCCAACGGGAACCUGCGCACUAACCAGGUGGACGACCUCCUGGCGACUAUGUUUAUGCUCGACGGUACUGUCAGCCCGCGCUUUCCCAAGGAUCUCAAAGGGCUAUUCUCUCUCGAUGAGUGGAACAAUCUAAGCCUCCUUUCUUCUGGCCUCUCACCUUCCCUAUACCGCAACUGA
This is a messenger RNA of Cyclocybe aegerita, 648 nucleotides long. The record is from the annotation of a GenBank genome assembly. Lineage: Eukaryota; Fungi; Basidiomycota; Agaricomycetes; Agaricales; Hemipholiotaceae.